This is a messenger RNA of Tetranychus urticae (two-spotted spider mite), 2014 nucleotides long. RefSeq names its product motile sperm domain-containing protein 2. Gene Ontology annotation, cellular component: endoplasmic reticulum-endosome membrane contact site; endomembrane system. The record is from RefSeq and is a predicted model, not a curated record. NCBI's taxonomy places the organism in Eukaryota, Metazoa, Arthropoda, Arachnida, Trombidiformes, Tetranychidae.
CAGCCUCUAGGUGGUGUUGUUGGUUCAUGACAAGUUGAUGUAAAUUGCUUGGCUUCAUUUUUGUUAUUAGUGAUUAAAAGAUUGACGAAAAGAAGCCAACAAUCAAUUGUCAAACAAUGAGCCGAACCGAUCGAAGUGCUGAAAAUGUUAAACGUUUACGAGAAGCCUUUAGACAAGAAUACUUAACUAACCCAGACCUUUACUAUGAUCAAGAUUAUCAAAAGCUAGAAACAGAUGAUUGGUAUGUGAAACGGUUCUUCUUGGCACGCAAUCGAAAUGAAACAGCAGCCCUUCAAAUGAUCAUUGAGGCUAUGAAAUGGCGAAAACACUACAAAAUCAGAGAAUUUCGUGAUCAGCAUUUUUCCAUGGAGUUUUACAAGAUUGGUACUUUGUUCAUUUAUGAAUGUGAUCUAGAUGGUUACUUAACGGUUUACAUUAGAGUUAAAAUGCAUCUCAAAGUACCUGAGUUAAAUGAUCAUUGCCAGAAAUUUUUAAUUCAUGUUCUAAACAAGGCAGAUAUUUUGACUAGAGGUAAUGGUAUUGGUAUAGUUUUUGACGUUACUGGUGCUAGCUACGGUAACUUGGAUCUGGACUACAUGAAAUUUCUAAUCAACAUCGGAGCAAACUAUUUUCCCGUCGGUGUAAAAUAUAUUUUAGUGGUUAACGUUCCUUGGACAUUUAAUGCUUUCAGACGAGCCGCCCUUUCUUUUUUACCUUCAUCUUGGUUUGGUUUGAUUAAAUUUGCUAAUGGAAAAGAAAUUUUCAAUUUCAUCGACAAAUCAUCAGUUCCUGAUUAUUUAGGCGGAACCUGUAAACGUAGUUACCGAGCCAUACCUCCUGGUUGUCGAUCUAUGUCUCAAGUACUUACUGAAUUAGGCUACACCCAAGAAGACAUUGAUAAUAUUUCCUCAAAAUUCUCUAACGUAUUGGAAGAGGCUUCGAAAUCAUUGGAAAUUGAAGAUUACGUUAAUCCAAACCCAGAUUUCUGGGACUCGUGCGAUGAUGAAAAUGAGACUAAAGAUGGAAGUAUCACGGACCUAGAAUCAACAGAUUCAAACAAUAAAUGUUUGAUUAUCAAUACGUCCACAAGUAUAAGAUUUAGAUAUGAUUACCGUGACCGAGCUUAUGGAGCUACUUUAAUGAUGUCUAAUCCAUUAGAAUCUCCUGUUGCCUUCAGAAUUAAGUCGACAAAUCCAUCAAAAUACACUGUUAGUCCAAGUUUCGGAAUAAUCUCACCAAAGAAAACAAUGACUGUUACUAUUAAAUUUAAUCAAGACUCUGGAUCUGCAAUUGUAAAUGACAAAUUUUUAAUACUUGGCUUGCCCAUCAACAGACCUCGGUUAACAGCUGAAGAUUUUUACAAAAUCUGGAUUCAGCAAAAAAGUAAAAUAUAUUCAAUCAAAUUGUUGCCUAUUUUGGAAUCCGAACAAGCUUAUGAUGGUAUCAACGAUGAAGAUGAUGAUUUUGUUGAUAACAAGAUACGGCAAAGAUUUGCUCAAAAUAAGAAAACUCUAAUCAAUGGUAAUUUAAAAAGCGGCAAUAACAACCAAUUUGAUCAACAUAUUAAUCCAUUAACAGAAAAGGUUGAUACAUUGGUUAAUCAGCAAAAAAAGACUUGGCUAUUUCUUGUUGUUAUUAUUUUUCUCUAUUUUAUUUUCUUGUUUUGCGUUUUGUUUUUAUCUGAUUCGGUUCAUUUUCUUCGAUUUUUUCGAUCAGUCAGCUAUUCAAUGUUAAUGGCCAAUUCAACUGACAAAUCCUUUGAAAGUUUCAUCUAAUGCUAAUUUUAGUCAACAAUUCAAUCUACAAGUUGACUUAAAAAAAUCAUCAUUUGUUCAAAGUUAUUGCAAUUAAACAUUGUGACUGUGAAUAUACAAAAAAAAAUGAGUCUCUCUGUGUAAAUAGAGGCACAUUUUUUUCAUUUUAUUAUUUAACUUUAAUUGUUAUGUUAUAUGAAAUAUGAAUACUCUAUUUUCAAUACUGUUUACAAAUUAAACUCAAUGUUUUUCCACAGCAA